This is a messenger RNA of Perognathus longimembris pacificus (Pacific pocket mouse), 2343 nucleotides long. Its product is annotated as disintegrin and metalloproteinase domain-containing protein 20-like. Lineage: Eukaryota; Metazoa; Chordata; Mammalia; Rodentia; Heteromyidae. Gene Ontology annotation, biological process: male gonad development; proteolysis. Gene Ontology annotation, molecular function: metalloendopeptidase activity. Gene Ontology annotation, cellular component: plasma membrane; sperm head plasma membrane; external side of plasma membrane. The record is from RefSeq and is a predicted model, not a curated record.
AUGAGGUCAUCCUGGGCCCAGGGCCUUCUGCCUGGAGCUCUCUGUCUGCCUGUUCUCUGGACUCUCCUGUCCCCUGCCUGCUGCUCCAAUGACUCACCCAGCUGGCGCUUCACUUCCUCUGAGGUUGUCAUCCCCAGGAAGGUGCCCCAUAGCAAGGGUGGAAGCAAGACACCAGACCAGCUCUCCUACAGCAUGCGCUUCCGGGGUCAAAGACAUGUGCUGCAUAUGAAACGCAAGAAGAACUUGCUGCCCCAGACAUUUCCUGUCAUUACGGACAACACCCAAGGAGGCAUGCAGGAGGACUAUCCUUUUAUCCCUGGAGACUGUUACUACUACAGCUACCUAGAAGGGGUUCCUGGAUCGCUGGCCACACUGGACACCUGCCAUGGAGGUCUGCGUGGAAGGAUACAGGUGGAUGACUUCACCUAUGAAAUCAAACCGUUGGAGACCUCUUCGAAAUUUGAGCAUGUGAUUUCUAUGCUCGUGGCAGAAGAGAGAGGAGAGGCCAGCCAAAGGUGUGUCGUUGGAGAGGAAGAAAUAAAACCAGUAGUUGAAGAUCUCGAACUGUCUGAAAGUCCUAGAGCAGGCACCUAUUACUUGUGGCGGAGACAUCCCAAAGACACGCGAAUUGUGUACGUUGUAGCUUAUUCCUACUUCAAGCACUUCCUAAAUCAGACCCUUAUACUGCAGCAAGUAUUGAUUAUAAACAGCAUUAUUGACUCCAUCUACAAACCAGCUAGUUUUAAUAUGAAUGUGCGUUUAGUGGUGUUCUGGGAAAACGAGGAUAUUGUCUCUACCAAUGUACCCAGAGCGUAUGACUUCCUAAGGAACUUUUCGGGUUGGGUUGUUCGUACGUGGUUUGACAAAGUUACUCACAGCGCUGCAAUGUUGUUAGUAGGAGAAAGGGUUAAAGGAACUCAUUAUUUAAGUUACCACGGAGGAUUUUGCACCAGGUAUAAUACGGCAUUUUACGUGGUUGCAAGAAAUUUUCAUGUAUUUUUGGUUUCGACCCUGGCAGCACAUGCAUUAGGUCAUUUAUUUGGUUCACUUCAUGACUCACCUCGUUGUGUGUGUUUUCGAAGACGCCAAUGUGUCAUGACGCCUUUAAUCUACUUUCAAGAUACAUUUAGCAAUUGUACCUUCCAGAAGUUACACGAAUGGGGUCGUAAACAGAAAAAAUGCACGUGGGAGCUGAAUGUGCCCUAUGAAAGUUACCAUUAUAUAGCUCCUCGUUGUGGAGACAGGAUCAUAAGUCAAAUGGAGGACUGUGACUGUGGUUCCCUCAAAGACUGUGCCAGUGAUAAGUGUUGUGGGACGGACUGCUUCUUCACGAAGGGCACCCAGUGUGAUUCGGGAGACUGCUGCCAGGACUGUAAAUUCAUUCCUGCUGGAACUGUUUGCAGAGACAUAGUGGGUAUUUGUGAUCUGAGAGAAUACUGUCCUGGAAAUUCAGAGAAGUGCCCAAACGACACUUAUAUCCAGGAUGGAACCCCAUGUUCCCCAAAAGCUGUUUGUGUGGGAGGAAACUGCACUGACCGUGAGUUGCAGUGCCAAGCCCUUUUUGGACGCAACAUAAAAGAGGCUUCAGCAGAAUGCUAUGAACAAUUGAAUACGAUUGGGGACCGAUUUGGAAACUGUGGGUUGAUUCGUAGACUUGGGGGACCUGUGCCUUUGCCAUGUUCGAAGAACAACGUCCUGUGUGGCAUGCUGCACUGCAGUGGUGUUUCUGCUCUACCAGGAGGAGGGGAGCACACUACUUUUCAUGAUCUAACCGUGCGAUAUGAGAAAGAAGAGCACCAUUGCUUCGGAUAUGAUGUACACUUUGGCACAGAGCAGCCAGAAAUGGGUUUGGUAGUGGAUGGUGCAAUGUGUGGUGCCGGAAAAUACUGUUUGAAGAGAAAUUGUACUUCUUUUGCAGAUUUGGGUUUUGACUGUGAUGUGAAAAGAUGCAAUUACAAAGGGGUGUGCAACAACAACCACAAAUGUCACUGUAUGCCUGGCUGGAGACCACCGACAUGUGAAGAGAAAGGACAGGGAGGUAGUGAAGAUAGUGGCAUACCAGCUGGCAAACAACACCGUCUUCAAACCUACAUACAUGUGGGUAUGCGCAGAAUUGUCAUUGUUGUAUUAAGUCGCUUAGUUCUGUUUCUGCUUUCCAUUAUUGGUGGUGGAAUCACAGCUGUAGUAGCAGGAAGUUUUCAUGUUAAAAGGGACGAACAUCUCAAGGACCUUGGCUACGUUUUCAUGUUAAAAGAGAGGUACGAUAUCAGGGGAGCUGCUGAAAGCCUUCAGCCUCAGUCUGCGCUGCUCCUGGCCAGCCUGAUGGGACUCUUGAUGUCCUAG